UUUUUUCUUUUGAACGCGUUUUUUUUUCUCGAUGGAUCAAGAUCUUGCUAAUAAGCUAUUUGAAAAGGGUGCUUUUCUGCUCUUUCUGGAAGCACCACCUAACCUAGAAUUUGGUGUAGACUACAAUGCUUGGACUAUUGGCCCUUUAUUUAAGGGUAUUAAGCUUAUCCCUCCAGGACUCCACUUUAUUUAUUUUUCCUCAACAAACAACGAAGGUGUACAAGGCAUUCGUACUGGAUUUUUUCAUUUUUUUGAAUCAAAAGAAAUUUUAGUAAGAGAAUGGAAUCCACAAAUUGAAGACUUGCGUGAUGAGACAGAACUUGAUCCAAAUCAAGUAGAGCGUCUUAGAAUAAACAUUCGUGAUUUUGAUCGUAAUAUGGGCCCUUAUCCUCUUGAUCCACCUACUUUUUAUGAACGUUGGAAGAAGCUGACUCGUUAUAUCACACCAGGCAUUGUUAGACGUGUGCUGCCUAACAAUGGCAAAGUAAGUCAUUUGCCCGAAAAAUCACCUGAUCUGCCUUCGGUAAACGAUAUAAAAGAUAAACGAUUGGGAAAGGCUUUGGAGAAAGAAGAAGGCAUGGAAUUUACUCGAUUUGAUCUCAGAAAGUCCUUUCCACCUGGAGCUACAGGAGAUGAAGUGACGAAAUGGAGUUUGGAUAAAUCAUGGCUGGUUCGUGAUUUACUUUCAAGAGUCUAUCAUAACGAUCACAAAGUCAUGUUGGGUGAAUUACAACUUGCUUUUGUUUGUCUUUUAAUGGCGCAAAACUUCUCUGGUUUCAAUCAAUGGAAACAACUUGUUCAGCUGCUAUGUUCUUGUCCGGAAUUGAUAGAAGAAAAACCUACCAUGUUCAUAGAGUUUAUGGAUGUACUCCAGUCUCAAUUGGAUGAAUGCCCUGAAGAUUUCUAUCGUGAUAUUUUAUCAGAGAACAACUUUACAAGUGUGAUGCUUAAGACAUUACAAACAAACACUUCUGGUUCAAGUGAAGAAUUAGUUAAGCGAUAUACACGGUUGAGGAAAUUUGUGAUUAAGAAGUUUGCUUGGGAAGUACCAGACGAAGAAGAGGAAGAAGAUGAUGAAGAUGCUCCAGUCAUUGUCAUGAUGGAUUAGAGCAAUAAAUACCAGUCAAUCAGUAUCUUUCAUUAAGCCAUGUAUAUAUAAACAGAAAAUUUCACGGUAUAUAGUUGAUUGGAUAUUUCAAGUUUAGCAUAAGCAUAUGUAUUAAAGAAGUCGUGAGAAUGACGAGUUAUCUUAGACCCCUGUGCACUACAGCAUUAAAUCCUUUAAAAAAUGUCCGGUUGGUUUAUAUUUUUGGUGUAUCCGAAUCACGGGCGAAAGACUUCCUUAUAAUGCUUCAUAAAUAUAUAGAGGGAUAUACUUUACCCAGAUUUUUCUUGAUAAAAGCAGUUUUCUAGCACAAACUAGCUUCAGGUCAAGUAGAUUUAACAAAGCUG
Messenger RNA from Gilbertella persicaria, 1452 nucleotides. RefSeq names its product A1 cistron-splicing factor. Gene Ontology annotation, biological process: spliceosomal tri-snRNP complex assembly. The transcript has 7 exons. The record is from RefSeq and is a predicted model, not a curated record. The coding region runs from base 32 to 1108 and encodes 358 amino acids. NCBI's taxonomy places the organism in Eukaryota, Fungi, Mucoromycota, Mucoromycetes, Mucorales, Choanephoraceae.